Wyeomyia smithii (pitcher-plant mosquito) is the source of this 1109-nucleotide messenger RNA. RefSeq names its product cytidine deaminase-like. The record is from RefSeq and is a predicted model, not a curated record. Gene Ontology annotation, molecular function: cytidine deaminase activity; zinc ion binding. Lineage: Eukaryota; Metazoa; Arthropoda; Insecta; Diptera; Culicidae. The transcript has 3 exons. Gene Ontology annotation, cellular component: cytosol. The coding region runs from base 451 to 921 and encodes 156 amino acids.
AAAAGUUGUCUAGCAACCUAAUUAGCGAGAAAAAUCUAGUCAAAACAAAAGUCUCUAGCCGCAGAUGCCAUCACGCUGCUAUCAAAACAGUUAAAAUCGCUCUUUGCAUACGUGAUAGACUUAUCAGAAAACUGAGAGGGCGACAGCUGAGCGAAUUAGAAAAAAAAAAAACUAGAAAUACCAUAAACAUUAACCUUGGCUCGACUUCUUCGUCGCGCCACCGAACUUUCUCGGAAACUGAGAAAACGUAUUGCAGUUGGUAUCAGAAGAAGAGGAUCUCUUCACUGACGGGUGUUUGUUUGCGUUUUGUUUAUCAACCACACGUGAAAAAAUCGAUAACACAUAUAUGUGCUGCCUGCUGCGGGAUUACCCGUUCUGUGAAGCGCCUCAUCAGGCGGUCUGCGUAGCUCAGUAAGCAACUAACUCUCACCAAAGCCAGACGGCAGCAGCAUGAUGAAUAAUAACAUUAACGGAACGGUGGACGGUGAAACAAUCGUAGAAUUUGACUCCCUCGAUUCCAAGGUUCAUGAGCUGAUAAACGCUGCCAUCAAGGUACGCCACAAUGCGUACUGUCCGUACAGUAACUUCGCCGUAGGAGCAGCGCUCCGAACAACCACCGGUGAAAUCAUCACCGGGUGUAACGUCGAGAAUGGAACGUACGGGCCGAGCGUUUGUGCGGAAAGGGCUGCUAUCUGUAAGGCUGUCAGUGAAGGCUUUCGAGAAUUUGAAGCCGUUGCCGUGGUAGGCUUACAGGAGACACAAUUCACCACUCCCUGUGGCACCUGCCGGCAGACUCUAUCCGAGUUCUGCCGCAAGGACAUUCCGGUGUACGUGGCUAAACCGGCACCGGCUCGGGUUCUGGUGACCUCAUUGUACAAGCUGCUGCCACAUGCGUUUUUCCCCACCUUUCUGAAAAACUAAGCUCUGACGUGGGCCAACUCUUAAUUAGAGAAAAAGUUUCGUGUAGUAUUUCGUCAUGCUGGUAUAUCGAAAGAAAAAAAAUGCUUUUCAACUGGUCAGUAUGUAUAGUAAAUUUAAUCAUGAACCUUACCUUACUCACACUAUACCAAAAGAUUUAGAUAAUAUAUUUACUUAAUGUGUUGAAACAA